Messenger RNA from Micromonas commoda, 1269 nucleotides. RefSeq lists its product with no specific name. The record is from RefSeq and is a predicted model, not a curated record. The transcript has a single exon. NCBI's taxonomy places the organism in Eukaryota, Viridiplantae, Chlorophyta, Mamiellophyceae, Mamiellales, Mamiellaceae. The coding region runs from base 1 to 1269 and encodes 422 amino acids.
AUGUCUGCAGUACACGUACGGCAUCCUCCGCAUCGAUCCGGCCUUUCCUCUGGCUCUCGCUCGCGUUCUCCUCUGUGCCCGGUUGCGACUUCUUCCAUGCGAAGGAGCAGGGAGAGCAAGCCGGACGCGAGGUCAGCAGCAGCUGAGCUGUGCAGCAGGUGCGAAUUGCUGGUUCAGCGGAUCGAGUCUUUCGCCUUGAUGAGGCCCGAUAUCGAGGGAAUCGACAAGCUCGCGCGUGCCGCCCUUCGCGAGCGGGAUUUCGCCGCGAGCCUGAUAGAUUCUCCGGACCCAGCUCGAGGCAUCCAGGGCUGUGAGAACAACCUCAGGGGGCUAAGUUUGGAGCUCGAGUGCGCUGAGUGGGCGCCUGGUGUGACGGCCGUGCGUAAACGAUUCGCGACUAGGCCGCCGUCUCUCGGUGCAAAGUUUGGGGACGAAGAAGUGGUGGAGGUGGACGUGGUGGCACAGGAGGGUUUGCUGUGGAUUGAGUGUAAGGCGGAGAGCAAAACCCUCUCGAGCAACAUCGUCCCGCAGGCGCUUUCCAUGAAGAGGGUUUCGAAGGCGUCUUGCAACCGUCGAUGCUUCGGAAAGGCACCAAAGAUUGUGGUUUAUGCGACGGGUACUCUCGGAGAUAUUGAGGCAGGCUUCCUGAGUGACGCGGGAAUCUCCGUCCUCAGCGCCCUCGACGCCAAAACAGAAUAUCUGCCAAAGUUACCCUCGCCGACAAAGAUGGCAAACCUUGACAUCACAGCGCUAUUCGCCCUCGUAUCCGAGGUGACGAACGGAGGGGCGACAAAACCAAUUUCCGAGGAAAUUACUUCUUGGGCCGAACGCAAGCCGCAACAUGCCGCGUGUCUCCGUGCUGAGAUGAACGAGCCCCUCAACCUUGCGGCCGAGCUGGCGGGAUACGACAGCUUGAUUGCCCACCCGAGCGUGAUUGAACGCUUUCACGACAUACUCCACACCGUGGGUGGUCCAAAAGAACAUCAAAGGUGGGAAGAAACUUGGCAGCCUCGGAUAAAGGUGGUAUCCCCACGCGAGGAUGGAGACGUAAAGGCAGAGGGCAUAGCUGAGGAGCGCAGCUUGGAAAGGGCUGCGCAGGUCCGGAGCCUGAGUCGCUUGUCGCCACAACAGCUCGACCCAUUCGAGCUGGGCGAGGUUGCAAUGGCUCGAACUUUUACCGCAAAUGGCCGCGCGGUGUCGAGCGCAGCGGAACAGGGAGUUCUUCUCGAGACAUACGUGCAUCGUGCCGUAUGGCUUGUGGGACUCUGA